Messenger RNA from Acanthoscelides obtectus, 408 nucleotides. NCBI's taxonomy places the organism in Eukaryota, Metazoa, Arthropoda, Insecta, Coleoptera, Chrysomelidae. The record is from the annotation of a GenBank genome assembly.
UGGCAUAAGGAGCAUAUCCUUCAAAAAUUCUGAGUGUGGUCAGUAGCAGACCCAACUUCGUAACGAAAGGUGGUCAAACGAUGAUGGCGGAAAUUGUGGAUGUUAGGGAUGUUAAAACGUACAAACCUCGUUUACCUUCGCUUGGUGAUUAUAUCGGCUCGACGAAGCUAAUAUUUUUAGUUGAGAAUGAGGAAACUCGAGGAGGAGCACUUUGUAUUCAUAAAAUGAAGAUAUGUCUACGCUAACUCGGUGACCCUGGAUAUCUACAAGGUAUUGGUCAGGAACAGGUGUUAGUCAAGCAAAGGUAUCUCGGACUGUGGUUAGAGUUGUGAACAGCAUAGUUGCACAGUCGAACGGAUGGAUCAAGUUUCCAACUACCAACAAUGAACUGAUGGAGGCAAAGCGGAU